AUGCCAGAUGCUUGGAUGCGGUUGACUCUGAUGGGUUUCUGCGAAAUAAGGAAGCGAUUUUCUGUUCCGUGGCUGGACCAGGUUAUUUCUAUAUAUCUAAUUACGCUUAAGAGUCUAAGGAGGCGCUUAAGGAUUCGCAAGGGCUGGCCAUUGAAGUCGUCUCGAAUAUUAGGAAUGAAUUUGAUUGGGGCUGGACUCAUGGAUGAGCUGCCUACGUACCUCCAGGGAAGGAGGAUCAAGUCUGGACGUAGUUCGUGGGGUGGAGAUACCUCAGAUGAGAUUGUUUUAACGAAGUACCGUUUCAGGUACAUUGCGUUUAAAUGA
Microthlaspi erraticum is the source of this 324-nucleotide messenger RNA. NCBI's taxonomy places the organism in Eukaryota, Viridiplantae, Streptophyta, Magnoliopsida, Brassicales, Brassicaceae. The record is from the annotation of a GenBank genome assembly.